GGCGCGGAGCGGCGGUUGCGGGCUGUCAGCCCGCGGGGCUCGGGGUGCUGUGGCCCCUCCCGUGGGCACACCGCGCUGCUGGUGCCCGCGGCGGCUCUCCCCACCCCUUCCUUUCCCGUGCAGCGGCGAGAUUGCCGAAACUCCUGCGAGCGGAGACACCCACCCCGCCGCCGCCUCCUCUUUCUUCUCCUCCUCCUCCUCCUCCUCCCCCCGCCGCAAAUCCCAAAUAAAAGGGCGGGGGGCGGCAGGAUGCGCGGCUCGGCGGGGAGGUCGGCGCCGCCGCCGGCCGCCUGAUGCUGCCGCAAUUCGCCAUUGCCGGGCACGGCUCGGAGCCGGGCGGAGGGAGGCGAGGGGCAGCGGCGAGGGGCCGGGGGGCAGAGGAGCCGCAGCCCCCCCCGCCCGGCCGCUCCCGCGGGCCGCGGCCGCCGCGCUCCCCGAUGCCCGACCGCCGCCGGCGGGGAGCCCGGGGUGGACCGGGGGCCCGCUCCUGCCUGCUCUGGCUCUUUGUGCUGCUAAAGAAUGCAGAACCUUUCCAAGUUACUGUCCAAGAAGACAAUUGUAUUGUUGUCUCCCUGGAAGCAUCUGAUGUGGUGAGCUCAUCCUCUGUAUAUGUUGUGAAGAUAGCUGGAGAAUCCAAGAACUACUUUUUCCAGUUUGAAGAAUUCAAUAGCACUUUACCUGCCCCUGUGAUUUUUAAUGCCAAAUACCAUGGCCUCUAUUACAUAGUAACUCUGUUGGUAGUGAACUCAAAUAUGGUUUCCAAGUCAGCAAGAUCAAUCACUGUGUUAACCAAACCCCUUCCUGUGAGCAGUGUUUCUAUCUAUGAUUACAAACCAUCUCCAGAAACAGGAGUGCUGUUUGAAAUUCAAUACCCAGAGAAGUACAAUGUUUUUACCAGGGUAAAUAUAAGCUAUUGGGAAGGAAAAGACUACAGAACAAUGCUGUACAAAGAUUUCUUUAAAGGUAAAACCGUUUUCAAUCACUGGCUGCCAGGUAUAUGCUACAGUAACAUCACAUUUCAAUUGGUAUCAGAAGCAACCUUCAACAAAAGCACACUAGUGGAAUACAGUGGGGUUAGGCAUGAGCCCAAGCAGCACAGAACAGUUCCUUACCCACCUCGAAACAUUUCUGUUCAGAUUGUGCCAAUCAACAGAAACAAUUGGGAAGAGCACAGCGGGAAUUUUGCAGAAGAAUCAUUCAUGGGACAACAAGAAAUCAUAAGCAAAGAGAAACUGAGCCGCUUUCCUAGUGACCCACCUGAAAUUCCAGUAGUGAACACAACUGCAGCCUGGCCCGAUUACCGUUCUAACAGUACUGAGUACGAAACCACAUCACAGCCAUAUUGGUGGUCUAAUGAAGCUGAAUCAUCAGAGGGUGAAGAGGAGUUUGUCAAUGCAGUUCCCAGGGAUUAUGGGGCCAGUGAAGCAAAUGCAUCUGGAAAACUCACAGCAGAGCCCGCUCCUUUCCUUCCUGUACAAAUGGUGCUGACUUGGUUACCACCAAAACCACCAACUGCCUUUGAUGGUUUCCACAUCAACAUUGAAAGAGAAGAGAACUCCACAGAACUUCUGACAGUCAGCGAAGACACUCACAAAUUUGUUGCUGAACUGAAAGAACCAGGAAAAUAUAAGUUGUCUGUAACAACAUUUAGCUCCUCUGGCUCUUGUGAAGUUCGGGGAAGUCAAUCAACAAAAACACUCAGCUUUUAUAUCAGCCCCACAGGUGAAUGGAUAGAAGAGCUCACGGAAAAGCCCCAGCAUGUGACGGUGACAGUGCUCAGCUCCACUACUGCCCUGACUUCCUGGACAGCCUCACAUGAGAGUGGUAGCAAUGGCACAAUCGUGUCUGUGGUCUCCUUGACUUGUCAGAAGCAAAAGGAAAGUCAAAGGCUUGAAAAACAUUACUGCACAGAGGUAAAUUCAAGCAGCAGCCUCAUUGAAAAUCUUGUUCCUGGUGCCCAGUACCAGGUUGUGGUUUACUUACGGAAAGGACCGUUGGUUGGACCGCCCUCUGAUCCUGUUACAUUUUCCAUUGUGCCCACUGGAAUAAAGGAUCUGACUCUGUACCCUUUGGGACCUACUGCUGUGGUUUUGAGCUGGAACAGACCUUUCCUUGGGGUGUUCAGGAAAUAUGUGGUAGAAAUGUUUUACUUCAAUCCAUCAACAAUGACAUCUGAGUGGACAACCUACUAUGAAAUAGCAGCAACCAUCUCCCUAACUGCCUCUGUGAGGAUAGCUAACCUGCUGCCUGCGUGGUACUACAAUUUCCGGGUCACCAUGGUGACCUGGGGAGACCCAGAGCUGAGCUGCUGUGACAGCUCCACCAUCAGCUUCAUAACAGCACCAGUGGCACCUGAGAUUACCUCCAUAGAAUAUUACAACCACCUUUUGUACGUCACCUGGACCUAUGGAGGAGAUGGUACUGACCUCUCUCAUUCCAGGAUGCUGCAUUGGAUGGUCAUUGCGGAAGGAAAGAAAAAAAUCAAGAAGAGUGUAACACGCAGCGUGAUGACUGCAGUGUUGAGUUUGCCUCCAGGGGACAUUUACAACCUUUCAGUAACUGCUUGUACUGAAAGAGGCAGCAAUACCUCCCUGCCCCAGCUUGUGAAAUUGGAACCAGCACCUCCAAAGUCACUGUUUGCUGUCAACAAGACUCAGACCUCUGUCACUCUACUGUGGGUGGAAGAAGGAGUGGCUGAUUUCUUUGAAGUCUAUUGCCAGCAGGCUGGAUCCAAUCAAGAAGUUAAAGUCCAGGAACCUGUCACUGUCUCUUCACAUGUAGUGACUAUUUCCAGCCUAACUCCUGCCACCUCCUACAACUGCAGCGUGACCACCUUCAGCCACAAUAGCCCCAGUGUUCCCACAUACAUUGCGGUUUCCACCAUGGUCACUGAGAUGAAUCCCAACAUAGUGGUAAUCUCUGUGUUAGCCAUUCUAAGUAUCCUUCUCAUUGGACUGCUGCUGGUGACCCUUGUUGUGCUUAGGAGGAAACAUCUACAAAUGGCCAGGGAGUGCGGGGCUGGAACCUUUGUCAAUUUUGCAUCAUUAGAGAGAGAUGGAAAGCUACCAUAUAACUGGCGUAGAAGUGUAUUUGCUUUCCUAACUCUGCUACCCUCAUGCCUUUGGACUGAUUAUCUUUUGGCAUUUUAUAUUAAUCCUUGGAGUAAAAACGGACUAAAGAAGAGAAAGCUGACCAACCCCGUCCAGUUGGAUGAUUUUGAUGGCUACAUCAAGGAUAUGGCCAAAGAUUCUGAUUAUAAAUUUUCUCUGCAAUUUGAGGAGCUAAAACUGAUUGGGCUUGAUAUACCUCACUUUGCCGCUGAUCUUCCCAUGAAUCGCUGCAAAAAUCGCUACACAAAUAUCCUGCCAUAUGACUUUAGUCGCGUCCGGUUAGUCUCAAUGAAUGAAGAAGAGGGAUCUGACUACAUUAAUGCCAACUAUAUUCCUGGUUAUAAUUCACCCCAGGAAUACAUAGCAACCCAAGGACCACUGCCAGAAACUAGGAAUGAUUUUUGGAAGAUGGUUCUUCAGCAAAAAUCUCAAAUUAUUGUUAUGCUCACUCAGUGCAAUGAGAAAAGGCGGGUGAAAUGUGAUCAUUACUGGCCUUUUACAGAAGAUCCUAUUGCAUACGGGGACAUUACUGUCGAGAUGCUGUCUGAGGAAGAACACACAGAUUGGGUUUAUAGGAAUUUCCGAAUUAGCUAUGCUGAUGAGGUGCAAGACGUGAUGCAUUUUAACUACACUGCCUGGCCAGACCAUGGUGUCCCCACAGCCAAUGCCGCCGAAAGCAUCCUGCAGUUCGUGCAGAUGGUCAGGCAGAAGUCAGUAAAGAGUAAAGGCCCCAUGAUCAUACACUGCAGUGCUGGAGUGGGACGAACAGGAACAUUCAUAGCCCUGGACUGGCUCUUACAGCACAUCCGUGACCAUGAGUUUGUAGAUAUAUUGGGCCUGGUGUCUGACAUGAGGUCCUACAGAAUGUCCAUGGUGCAGACAGAGGAACAAUACAUUUUUAUUCACCAGUGUGUGCAAUUGAUGUGGCAAAAGAAGAAGCAGCAGUUCUGCAUAAGCGACGUCAUAUAUGAGAAUGUCAGCAAGUCCUAGUUUGGAGUCCCAGGCGGUGAGACCAUGAAGCACACCCAUCUUCCCUCGCUUCCGAUUUUUUUUCUUUCGGUGGCUUGAACCACCACGAGAGACCGCUGCCUUGCGGUAUGCGGACAGUGAGAAACAGAAACUUUAACUUUCAGAAGCACUGGGGAGAAAAAGCCUUAACAAGCCUGCGGUGUCUUUUGAACUGUUUUAAUUUCUGGACAUUUUUUUAAAUACUGGACCAAAUUCAACUGAACAACAUGAAGGAAAAGACACUACAAGAUGUGCAUAAAAUAGAGUGCUCCAGAGCAUUGGGUUUUCUUGUUUGGUACUUUCAGUUAUUUUAUUUGUUUCUGUGCAGGUUGGGCUUAAGGUUAAAGUAAGUAAGUAAGUGCAAUAUUUUUUUAAGGGUUGAAUGAAGACCUUUCUUCAUGUGUCACUGGUCUGUGCUAACGUCCAUAGGAGAGCAGGCAUUGUUAGUAUCUAAUAAUACCUCAUUAGUGAAUAGCGAGGCAUGAACAUACAUGAAGAAAUCUGGAGAUUGUGAAAGAGGUGGGGGGAAGGGGUGCUGGGUACCUGGAUUGAACUGUUUCCUGCAGCCCUGACAUUCUCUGCUUGGAGCGUGGGGAAAUGCAAGACCCAAGGAAUGGACUGUCCUUCAGAAAUGCAGACCAUGGGGCCCGAAGCUGAAGCAGGCAGCUGAGGAACGGGGUCGCUGUGGUUUGUGACAGUGCUGCUAGGAAUAAAGCAGAGAGAUUGCUCUUUUCUCCAACCUUUCCAGUAACGCCACUGAGAAGGUUAUUUUUUUUAGAUCAAUCCAAUCCAAGCGCAGCUGAGGUAGCUUCGACUCCAUUUCUAUAGCAUCUAACUGUCUGAGCAAUCUAUGGUGCCUAUGCCCCUCAUUUGUUUAUUAUUUUUAAUAAGUAUUAAACCUGUGUAAAAAUGUGAAGCUGAUUCAGGUUGGGUUAAAACAAAAAUGUGCUUUAAUGGAUGUAACUAUUUUUCCGAGCCAGGAAUUCACGGUGUUACGAAAACAUUUUUUUUUUUUUGGCAUGUGAAGGGAUAUGGUUAUUGCUUUAUUGCUACGAGGCUGCCAAAGCAUCGGGACAGAUUCCUGCAGGGACGUCGGGUCAAGGCGAUGGGCUCUUUUCCUUUUUGCUGUCAGUUUCAGUUCUAGUCAGAAUAAUUAGCUAUAUAUAUUUUUUUGUCUUUGUAUAAUUCCAGUACAUCAUUGUGUAUUGUGACAUGGAUGCUGUCAGAAUGGAUGUUUGAUGGCAUUUUGUAGCCUGUUGCUUUUUGUCACCUCAUUGGAAGUUAGCAGCAAUGGUAACUCAAUGUAAAAAAAAAACAAACUUGAACUGAAAGUAAACACACUGGAUUGCUCA
Messenger RNA from Gallus gallus (chicken), 5470 nucleotides. It is a transcript of the gene PTPRO, whose product is annotated as protein tyrosine phosphatase, receptor type O. Gene Ontology annotation, biological process: negative regulation of canonical Wnt signaling pathway; podocyte differentiation; regulation of glomerular filtration. Bases 294 to 4100 code for a protein of 1268 amino acids. Gene Ontology annotation, cellular component: glutamatergic synapse; plasma membrane; GABA-ergic synapse. Lineage: Eukaryota; Metazoa; Chordata; Aves; Galliformes; Phasianidae. The record is from RefSeq and is marked validated. The transcript is spliced from 27 exons. Gene Ontology annotation, molecular function: cadherin binding; protein tyrosine phosphatase activity; Wnt-protein binding.